Molecule: messenger RNA, 707 nt
Organism: Chiloscyllium plagiosum (whitespotted bambooshark)
Lineage: Eukaryota; Metazoa; Chordata; Chondrichthyes; Orectolobiformes; Hemiscylliidae
Gene: magoh
Product: mago homolog, exon junction complex subunit
Biological process (GO): RNA splicing
Cellular component (GO): nucleus; exon-exon junction complex; catalytic step 2 spliceosome
Source: RefSeq, a predicted model, not a curated record
GACGACUUUUGGGUUGGAGGCGGGUCACGUGGGGCCGCUUGACGCAGGAGGGGCGGCGUGACCAUGUCGAGCGAUUUCUACCUCCGUUAUUAUGUGGGGCACAAGGGCAAGUUCGGGCAUGAGUUCCUGGAGUUUGAGUUCAGGCCGGACGGAAAACUAAGAUAUGCAAACAACAGCAAUUACAAAAAUGAUGUAAUGAUUAGGAAGGAGGCUUAUGUACAUAAAAGUGUCAUGGAAGAACUGAAGCGAAUCAUCGAAGACAGUGAAAUCACAAAGGAAGAUGAUGCUUUGUGGCCCCCACCUGACCGUGUAGGACGACAGGAGCUGGAAAUUGUAAUAGGAGAUGAACACAUUUCAUUUACAACAUCUAAGAUUGGGUCUCUAAUUGAUGUAAAUCAAUCCAAGGAUCCAGAGGGUCUGCGAGUUUUCUACUAUCUUGUCCAGGAUUUGAAAUGUCUAGUUUUCAGUCUUAUUGGGCUACACUUCAAGAUCAAGCCUAUCUAAAAGUUUGGUUUCUACAGAAGGAUGCUGAUGGACUUUUGGAUGGACUGGAGUAAUAGAGACCGAGUGGAUUAACCAUGUGCUACAGCAGCUAACUUUAUCAUAUGUGGAUUUGGCGAUUUUUUUUUUUUAAAAUGUGAAUAUAUAAACAACUUGUUUACAAAGUAGUUGACUUUUUAUAUUAAAAUAAAUGAUGUUGGAAGGUG